Messenger RNA from Solanum tuberosum (potato), 1413 nucleotides. RefSeq lists its product as uncharacterized. NCBI's taxonomy places the organism in Eukaryota, Viridiplantae, Streptophyta, Magnoliopsida, Solanales, Solanaceae. Gene Ontology annotation, molecular function: zinc ion binding. The transcript has 3 exons. The coding region runs from base 1 to 1413 and encodes 470 amino acids. The record is from RefSeq and is a predicted model, not a curated record.
AUGCUGAUUGGUGGGAUUGUUAAGCCUAAGCUUGUUGAUCACAAGAGAAAAUAUACACCUUCUGAUAUUCGGAGUGAUGUGAAAAUAUAUCUGGGAGUUGAUGUUAAUUACUCGUUGGUUUGUAGGGCUAAAGAGAAGGCUUUGAUUUCCUUGAGGGGCACCACUUCUGCAUCUUACAACAAACUUCCUGCAUACUUGUAUAUGAUGGAUAUUACAUAUCCAGGCUCGCAUAUACGUCUGAAGAAAAUCGACAAAAAUGAGUUCUUAUAUCUUUUUGUUGCAUUGAAUUGUUUCAUACAAGGCGUUGAUCAUUGCAGGCCUGUAAUCGUUGUUGAUAGAAGUCACCUAAGAGGACCGUAUAAUGGGACGGAUGGAGAAGGACAUAUUUUCCCACUAGCAUAUGGUAUCAUUGAUUCGGAAAAUGACGCCGCUUGGACUUGGUUCUUUGUACAACUAAGGGAGGCUUAUGGGGAAAGGAGUAAUAUGUGUGUUGUCUCUGAUAGAAAUGAGAGCAUUAUAAAGGCAGUGACAAGAGUGUAUAAUAAUGUGUCGCAUUAUGCUUGUAUGUGGCAUUUGUGGGAUAAUGUUGAAAAGAAAUUUAGAAAAUCCUCCAAGGAGCUAAGUCCUGUAUUUUAUACAAUGGCAAAGACAUGCAAUAAACUUGAGUUUGAUAGGGUACUGGAUACUGUAGAAAAGGUUGAUGUAGGUGUUAAAGAAUAUUUGAAGCUAGCUGGAUAUGAUAAGUGGUCAAGGUGUCAUGCAGAAACUCAUCGGGGAUGGGCUAUGACGUCUAAUAUUGUAGAGAGUAUAAAUGGUGCACUAGUGUCGGCGAGGGAAUUAUCAAUUUUUAAUUUUUUGGAAGAGGUUAGACUGAUGUUUGGGAGAUGGAAUCAUGACAACAAACAUGAGGCAACAUGUACAUUUACUCCGUUGAUUGAAAAUUUUCAAAAUAUACUGGUCGAAAAUGAAGCAAUGAGCACACGAAUGGGGGUUGUGCCGUCGACUGAAUAUAUACACAAUGUGACUAAUGAUGAUAGGAGUUUUGUGGUCUGUUUAAAGAAUAAAACAUGCAGUUGUGGAAAGUUUCAAUACGAAGAAAUACCAUGUGAACAUGCUUGGGCCGUACUGAAGCGAAAAAGUCUAGUAGCUGAUGGAUAUUGCUCGAAUUUGUACAAACCAAUUACAGUUUUGAAGAUUUAUGAGAUAUCGAUUUAUCAUUUGCCUGAUGUAGCAGAAUGGGUGAUACCUGAAUACAUAAUGUAUGGUGAAGUUCGGCCUCUAAAAUUCAAAAGACCUCCAGGAAGGCCAAAAGAGAGACCUUGUACAAAAACAACACGUGAAUUGCUUGGUCUCAAAGGGAAGCAUACAUGUAGCACAUGUGAAGUUGCAGGUCACAAUAGGCGUUCAUGUUGA